Fonsecaea multimorphosa CBS 102226 is the source of this 1818-nucleotide messenger RNA. RefSeq lists its product as uncharacterized. The transcript is spliced from 3 exons. Gene Ontology annotation, molecular function: GTPase activity; GTP binding. The record is from RefSeq and is a predicted model, not a curated record. NCBI's taxonomy places the organism in Eukaryota, Fungi, Ascomycota, Eurotiomycetes, Chaetothyriales, Herpotrichiellaceae. The coding region runs from base 1 to 1818 and encodes 605 amino acids. Gene Ontology annotation, biological process: small GTPase-mediated signal transduction.
AUGGAUCCGCUUUCGGUAGCGGUGUCGGUGUCUUCUCUUCUAGCGAGCGGUGCCAAGGUCGUGAAAGCGGCUUCCGCUCUACGGUCACAGUACAGAGAUGCUGCAUUUAUGUUGUCUGCGAUCUCAAGCGAAUGCACUGUGAUCAACACCUCUCUCGGCAUGCUACAGAGUCUGAUGAUGUCCAAUCCAGAAAGUCUGGAAUCGAGAAUGACAUAUCUUGUCAUCUCCACAUUUGAGGUUGCUCUUACGGGUUGCGCACUGACCAUGAGUGUGGUGGAAGACGAGCUUGGUGGAUUGCUUAUCGAAGACGAAAACGGCAACCUGAAAGCAAGAAGAAUCAAAUAUGUCAUGGAGCAGAAUCAUCUGAAAGAGAUGCUUCAACAAAUUCGGGGACAGCAGACAGGCAUCUCUCUACUACUUCAGACCUACCAAGCAAAUACUAAUGCAGAAGUCAACGAGAUGGUGCAGCAAAACAAUGCUUUGCUACGACAAAUAGCGAACAGGGGUCGUUCAUUUUAUCUUGAGAGUGUUCACGAUGGUGAACGGCGAGCUACUGUCGCCGGUUCACUUGAAGCAACCGAUUUGUCCAUCCUUGACACGAGUUCAAGCGUCGACGAUCGCGAAUUCGACUUCGAUGACGAGAUCAUCAAUGCUGGGGCAUAUAGAAGGGCACUCGCCAGCCUCCGCCACAAGGACCACUUUGGGGAAGAGAUGAGUAAUAAUCUACCGCCAGAAGAUGGUGACAAGACUCUGGUUUCCACCGCACUUACGAAUGAGAGCAACGGAUCCACUCAAAAUGAUACCAAUAAUCCUCACCAGAAAACUCCUUUACCUGGCCGAGAGGAAACGAUUUUGGCAACUAGUGGAACGUACGAGACCGAAAUCGUCAUCAACCAGCUUCAGGACAUGGAGGGAGACUCUAUGAAGACAUCCGCCCAAUACGAACUGAAGUUGCCUCACGCGGCAAAAAUGCCAGACACUCUAUUUGACCCAAGGACUAGCCAAACCCUCAAGGAAACCAGUGGACCCCUCGAAAUCACCACCCCGCAGAUGCUAGACACAAAGAAAACGGCUGUCACUCCUCAGGGUGAACUGCCAACAGAUCGGUCGAGAGUGACUCCUCCGUCCCGGGUCGAAAUUCAGACUGAGAAGGAAUACCCCGAAGGCCGAUUUGGUAUUUCUGACGUAGGAAGAUCACAAACCGCCCCCGGACAGCUCAAAAGCGACCGGACUUACGCUGCGAUGAAAUACGUCCGUGGCCACACUGACGGAAUUAGGUAUGGUCCGACGAUCUAUGACCGUUACGGUGCAGACAUCGAGAUUGAUGGAAACCUCUGUCUACUCGAUUUCCAAGACACGGCCGGGCUGGAAGACUACGACUCAGUAAGGGAAUACAGCUAUUCGGAUUGUGACGUUGCUCUACUCUUCUUCUCCAUUGACAAUCCGAACUCUCUAGACAACAUUCGAGGGCGAUGGGCCCGUGAAAUCCAUCCCUUUCUGACACACGUUCCCAGAAUACUAGUAGGCUGUAAAGCCGAUCUGAGGGACGAUCCUAAAACUAUCGAAAAGCUGGCAAAGACAUCACAGAAACCCGUCUCAAGGCAACAAGCUGAAGAAGUUGCCCGCAAUAUUAGUCGAAUAUAUCAAUUCUCAAGUUUCCACCAGAGAACAGUCAAGUAUAUGGAAUGUUCUUCGUUCACGGGAGAUGGGAUUAACGGGGUAUUCGAGGAAGCUGCAAGGCUUGGUUUACAGUACUCAAUCAAGAAGGAUAAGAUGAAAUCUAGAGGCAUUUCUGGAGUGUUCAGGAGACGGCCUUAG